Molecule: messenger RNA, 1517 nt
Organism: Toxotes jaculatrix (banded archerfish)
Lineage: Eukaryota; Metazoa; Chordata; Actinopteri; Toxotidae
Gene: gcat
Product: glycine C-acetyltransferase
Exons: 9
Coding region: 44-1327 (427 amino acids)
Biological process (GO): L-threonine catabolic process; biosynthetic process
Molecular function (GO): pyridoxal phosphate binding; glycine C-acetyltransferase activity
Source: RefSeq, a predicted model, not a curated record
ACAUUCAGCUGUCUGCUGCACGUUUCGCACCGUAAGCGCCGCCAUGUCCCUCGGAAAAGCUGUCCGGAGUUUGGUGAAACCAGUCCGGGGGGUCCUGCAGCCCUCGGCCUCGGCUUCGAAGCGGACUUAUGCCGCUGUCGCCGAAGCCAGAGCGGUGCUGGAGAACGAGCUCGACUCUAUCCGAGCCGCGGGGACGUGGAAGGCGGAGAGGAUCAUCACGUCCAAGCAGGGUCCUCAAAUCAACGUGGACGGCAGUCGUGGCAGCAUAUUGAAUUUCUGUGCCAACAACUACCUUGGACUGUCCAGUCAUCCAGAGGUGGUGCAGGCUGGGAUCGAUGCUCUCAAGACGUAUGGUGCUGGACUGAGCUCUGUCAGAUUCAUCUGUGGGACACAGGAUCUACACAAAAAUCUGGAGCAGAAGCUUGCCGAGUUUCAUGAGAGGGAAGACUGCAUCCUCUAUGCUAGCUGCUUUGAUGCUAAUGCUGGGCUGUUUGAGGUUCUGCUGGGUCCAGACGACGCAGUGUUGUCCGACGAGCUAAACCACGCCUCCAUCAUCGACGGGAUCCGUCUGUGUCGAGCAAAGAGGCUGCGUUACAAACACAUGGACCUCAGUGAUCUGGAGAACAAGCUCAAAGAGUCGCAGUCCUCUCGUAUGCGCCUGGUAGUAACGGAUGGCGUCUUCUCCAUGGACGGAGACGUGGCUCCCUUACAAGGAAUCUGUGACCUGGCUGAACGGUAUGGAGCCAUGGUGUUUAUAGACGAAUGCCACGCCACCGGCUUUCUGGGGCCCCGGGGCAGGGGAACAGACGAGCUCCUGGGAGUGAUGGACAGAGUUCACAUUGUAAACUCCACCCUGGGGAAAGCACUGGGAGGAGCGGCUGGUGGCUACACAGUUGGCCCUAAGCCUCUCAUUGACCUGCUGAGGCAGCGUUCACGGCCGUACCUGUUCUCCAACUCCCUCCCGCCUCCUGUGGUGGGCUGCGCCACCCGGGCUGUGGAGCUGCUGCUCGCCUCCAAUGAGAUUGCACAGAGCAUGACGGCAAAAACCAUGAGGUUCAGGAACAAGAUGACGCAGGCUGGUUUCACCAUUGCGGGCUCAGCUCACCCCAUCUGUCCUGUGAUGCUCGGCGACGCACGACUGGCCUCUCUGAUGGCCGACGAUAUGCUGAAGCUAGGAGUGUAUGUGAUUGGAUUCUCUUACCCAGUCGUACCAAAGGGCAAAGCCAGAAUCCGUGUUCAGAUUUCCGCAGCUCACAUGGACGAAGACAUCGACCGAUGUGUUGACGCUUUCAUCCAGACAGGCAGAAAGCACGGAGUCGUCUCCUGAGCAGGACAAAUGAACAAAGAAUCAGCAGAAUUACUGAAGAACCUUGAACCGCUUGCCUAUUGCAGAUCUUGCUGCCUGUUACUCAAGACCUAUGAAUGAUUUUGAUGGAUAUAUUAGUUACGUUUGUAGGUCAGCGGAGUUUAAUGUUAUUUUUGUCUGCUUAGUUGAAUAAAGCACUUUUGCUAACAUG